GAGCUUUUCUGAGGGGUGGGUCGGGGCCGGACUGGGAGAAGGUGGGAAAAGGCCGGGCGCCGUGGCUACCGCGCCUGGUGACCGGUGGCUCUGGAGCCGAGGUGGUUGCGCGAGGCAGGCCGGAUAGAGCGUGGAGGAAGAAGCUGGUGGUGCAGGAUGGCGGCUGCUGCCUACGAGCACCUGAAGCUGCAUAUUACACCUGAGAAAUUUUAUGUGGAAGCUUGUGAUGAUGGAGCAGAUGAUGUUCUUACCAUUGACCGAGUAUCCACAGAAGUCACCCUUGCAGCCAAAAAAGAUGUCCCUCCUUCUGCUGUUACCAGACCAAUAUUUGGGAUACUGGGCACAAUUCAUCUGGUGGCAGGUAAUUAUCUUGUUGUCAUUACCAAAAAGAUGAAGAUAGGUGAAUUAUUCAAUCAUGUAAUUUGGAAAGCCACAGAUUUUGAUAUCCUCUCUUAUAAGAAGACAAUGUUGCACUUGACUGAUAUUCAGUUACAAGAUAAUAAAACUUUCCUAGCAAUGCUGAACCAUGUCUUGAGUAUGGAUGGAUUUUACUUUUCAACUACAUAUGACUUGACCCAUACUUUGCAGCGGCUGAGCAACACAAGUCCAGAAUUUCAAGAAAUGAGUCUCUUGGAAAGAGCAGAUCAGCGAUUUGUAUGGAAUGGGCACCUGCUCAGAGAACUGACUGCUCAGCCAGAGGUCCACCGGUUUGCUCUUCCAGUGUUACAUGGCUUUAUCACCAUGCACUCAUGUUCUAUUAAUGGAAAGUACUUUGAUUGGAUUCUCAUUUCCAGGAGGAGUUGUUUCAGAGCUGGUGUGCGCUAUUAUGUAAGAGGGAUUGAUUCUGAAGGCCAUGCAGCCAACUUUGUGGAAACAGAGCAAAUUGUGCACUACAAUGGGAACAAGUCUUCAUUUGUGCAGACCCGAGGAUCAAUACCUGUUUUCUGGUCACAAAGACCGAAUCUCAAGUACAAACCACUGCCACAGAUCAACAAAGUAGCAAAUCACAUGGAUGGUUUCCAAAGGCAUUUUGAUUCACAAGUAAUUAUUUAUGGAAAACAAGUCAUAAUCAAUCUGGUGAACCACAAGGGCUCAGAGAAGCCACUUGAGCAGACAUUUGCAACAAUGGUGUCUUCCUUGGGAAGUGGGAUGAUCAGGUACAUUGCCUUUGAUUUCCAUAAGGAAUGUAAAAAUAUGAGGUGGGAUCGACUAAGUAUUUUAUUGAACCAGGUAGGAGAAAUACAGGAUGAAUUAAGUUAUUUUCUAGUAGACUCUGCUGGCAAGGUGGUGACAAACCAGGAAGGUGUGUUCCGCAGCAAUUGCAUGGAUUGUCUAGAUAGAACGAAUGUGAUCCAGAGUUUAUUAGCUCGACGCUCGCUUCAGGUCCAGCUUCAGAGACUAGGAGUUUUGCAUGUGGGACAGAAGCUUGAAGAACAAGAUGAAUUUGAGAAGAUGUACAAAAAUGCUUGGGCUGACAAUGCAAAUGCUUGUGCCAAACAAUAUGCCGGAACUGGUGCCUUGAAGACAGACUUUACCAGAACUGGGAAGAGAACUCAUUUGGGACUUAUAAUGGAUGGCUGGAACUCACUAUUGCGUUAUUACAAGAAUAACUUCUCUGAUGGAUUUAGACAAGAUUCCAUAGACUUAUUUCUUGGAAACUAUUCAGUGGAUGAAUUAGAAGCACAUAGUCCUUUAAGUGUUCCAAGGGACUGGAAAUUCCUGGCUUUGCCUAUUAUUAUGGUUGUUGCCUUUUCAAUGUGCAUUAUCUGUUUGCUUAUGGCUGGUGACACGUGGACAGAAACACUGGCAUAUGUACUCUUCUGGGGAGUGGCAAGCAUUGGGACAUUUUUUAUUAUUCUUUACAAUGGAAAAGAUUUUGUUGAUGCUCCUAGAUUGGUCCAGAAAGAAAAGAUAGACUGAAUUUGUGUUUGUGGAAAGCGGCUUGGCCUGGAGGAUUCCAUGAUGCAGAACUGGAGUCUUUACUGACCCGCUUUCCACAUCAGCUUUGUUCAGAAGCACCUCUCACGCUGUGCUGGGUGAUUAGAAUCUGAUGUAUUUCUGCCUUGAUGGUAUCUUUACUAUUGGGGAUGGCUAUAUUUAUAAUAUGAAGCGACACUGUAAUUGAAAUGUUACCUGAAUUCAGCUCAUGAAACAGAAAGAAUCUAUUCACCGUCAGCUUAAUCAGCUCUUCACAGAUAAGUAAUAUAUUUUAAAAAAUUUAGCUUCUUUCAUUAUUUAAAACAGUAAAAUUAUUUUUCUAGCUUUCAUUAUCACUAUAGAAGCACUCACUGUUAGCAGGCAUAUUUUUCCAUCCAUCCUUGGGCUUUUCUUAGAUGUUUGAUAACAAGAUCAUUCUGCUAUGUUCGUAAAAUGUCUCUUGCAGAUACCAAGUAGUUUGGUGAGAUAGUCUCAGACUUCCCAGCAGGGAAGAAGAGGAUGGAGUCUGGAGCUGUGUGAAACUUCCAGUGUCACCUCUUAGCUUCAGUCUGCUUGAGCUGCUGCAGAGCCCCAGCAGUUUGUCUUAUGAAACUUCAGAUCUACUUUAUCUUUUUUUAAAGGUAUAAAUGAAAUCAAAGAAUGUAAAGCCUUUCUCUUAUGCUAAAGGUCCAAAGCCUCUUUUCAAUGACUGCCUCAUUGUAGAGAAUACAGUAGGCCUGCUGCUUCUUUCUGUACAUUAAGGUUUCUUUGAUGGUUACUCCUCGAGACUUGCAGGCCUUUGAAAGGGUCUUACUCUAGACUUAAUGUUGCACUUGGAGCAACAGCUGCUUCUCUAUGCACAGUGCUGUUGCUUUUCACUCUAUCAAUACGUGUCUGAAAUUAAGUGCUUCCAGGUAGUUAUAGUUCUCCAAAUCAAGGACCAACUUCAACUUUUAUUUAUGUGCAGAACAAACCUGAAAACUACACUCUUCCAAAGCUGUGCAUAGUUGCAAUUGUAAGUUGGGUUGUAUAUUCAAGUUGUAAUUAUGAGGUUUAGCUAUUAGAACAGUAUAUAAGGUAGUAUCAUUACCACUAUCUUAAAACAAUUCAGUUAAACACUGCUACAAUAUUUCAGUGUUUUGCUUGAAAGUGUUUUUUUCUUAUGUUGUCCUUAAGUAUUUCUAAAAGCGCCUUUAUUUUAACAUUACUUUUUUCAACAUUACCUUCUAUAAACAUUAAUAAGAGUUGUUGCUUUUAGAAACUCUAAGGGAAACACUAGCCAGGAAAAUCCUUUGUAGCUUAAAAUCAGUUAUUAAAACACACAAUAGGGUAAGAAACAGAGCCACCUAUUCUUACAUGUAAAUAGCAUAAUUUGUUCCAAAGAUGAAUUCUUGAAGCUUAGCUCACAUCUGCUAUAAUAUAGUGUUCAGAUGCUUUUGGGCAUUUCACAGCACUCACUAUCGAUGGUUAUAGCAAAGACCAAAUCUGAACUGCUAAUGUGGCUGCUUUGCAAGGAAUAGACUAACAUUGGUGUGGUAGGUCAUAAGUGAUUGAUUCCAGAGCCCUGAAAUGAUUUUAUUUCUUAAUUUGUGUACUGUAUGUCCAUAAGCAAAAAUAAAAUGUAAUAUUCUUUUCUAA
Messenger RNA from Jaculus jaculus (lesser Egyptian jerboa), 3555 nucleotides. RefSeq names its product SAC1 like phosphatidylinositide phosphatase (gene Sacm1l). Gene Ontology annotation, molecular function: phosphatidylinositol-4-phosphate phosphatase activity. Lineage: Eukaryota; Metazoa; Chordata; Mammalia; Rodentia; Dipodidae. Gene Ontology annotation, cellular component: endoplasmic reticulum. Gene Ontology annotation, biological process: phosphatidylinositol dephosphorylation. The record is from RefSeq and is a predicted model, not a curated record. Bases 157 to 1920 code for a protein of 587 amino acids. The transcript is spliced from 20 exons.